GCAGAAAGCGAGAGAGGCAGAACACAGUCAGACUCGCUGGUGUUAGGAUGUUCGUUCUGACUGCUAUUCGGAGGAAACUUGAAAACUCCUGCUAGAAGCAGACUGUAUUAUCAUUUCCUAUUACAGUAUACUCUUACGAAUUGUUACUAGUUAUUUCAACAAGUGUGUUUGCUUUUCACGUUUUUGUGUGAGCUUCGAGUUCUCGAAGAUGAUACGAUUUUCGAGCAGCGAUGUCCAGCGUACUGUAAUUAGUUGACUUGAUCAAUAUGAACUAGAAGAAUGGCCAUUUGAAGUCUGAUAGUGUCGCCUUUUUACGUACAGUAGUAUAACCUGUUGAUCAUUCUACCACUACUUGCUGACUGCGCAUUGACUGGCGCUCGUCAUAUCUCUCUCCUCUUUCUGUAGUUUGUUGUAGGAUUUUUGUGUGCCGCUGUUCGAAAUAUGGAUAUGUCAGACAUCGAUCCGAAUUUUGAACCACAGACACGUGCCAGAUCCAAUACUUGGCCUUUGCCCCGACCAGAAAAUGUGGCCGAUAAAGACGAUGACAAAUCGACUAUGGUUCAAGAUCAUAAUUCGAGUGGAGUUGAUCAAUGUGGCCAACCUCCUAAAAAAAACUCGUCUCGUCGAAACGCUUGGGGUAAUAUGUCUUACGCUGAACUUAUAACACAAGCGAUACAGAGUUCACCGGAACAGAGAUUAACGUUGUCACAAAUAUAUGAUUGGAUGGUACAAAAUGUUCCUUAUUUCAAGGAUAAAGGAGACAGUAAUAGCUCCGCCGGAUGGAAAAAUUCGAUCCGGCAUAAUUUAUCUCUUCAUAGCCGAUUUAUGAGAGUACAAAACGAAGGGACUGGAAAGAGUUCUUGGUGGCUUAUCAAUCCCGAAGCGAAACCUGGAAAAGCGGCGAGAAGGCGUGCCACCAGCAUGGAAACACAAAAGUACGAAAAGAAACGUGGACGGGUUAAAAAGAAGGUUGAAGCUCUUCGAAAUGGAUUGGAUGCCACUCCGAGUCCGAGUUCUUCAGUAUCAGAGGGUUUAGAUAUGUUUCCUGAAUCUCCCAUUCAUCAUAAUUUCCAGUUGAGUCCCGACUUCCGACCUAGAGCUUCAUCCAAUGCUAGUUCUUGUGGACGUCUCUCGCCCAUCCCGGCUGUAGAAACUGAUAUGCACGACAGCCAAGUACCUCCAUUAUCACCAAUUAAUUGGAAUUCUGAUUGUAAUAAUACUGGGUCUGUCUACGGACCAGCGGGUGCCAUGGAUCAUUACGGUACAGAACAAUUGGUAAACAGUCUGGAAGAAAGUAUGAAAAUAGGCACAACUAGUGAUCCGACUUUUAUACCUCCAGACUGUGGGCAGAUCAAAACUAGUCCUACUGGUCAAUUAUCCCCUGUAGUACCUCAACCCAUUGUCGGUACCGGUUACAGCAACAUGGUGCCAUUUGGAUCUCAUUAUAGGAAUAAUGGAAAUGGACAAGAAUACAGGUCAUUUCAAUCUUCUGCCACAGAUAGUGCCACGCUUUCAACAUUGGGCACAACGCCUCUUCGAAGGCAACAAAGUUCCCCCCAGCCACUUUUAGACAAUUCAUAUACCUUGACAAAUCUUCAAGGUGCCAACUCUCCAAAUCAUAAUCUGGAAUUAACUAGUGCCUAUAAUCGACCUCCCCAGGCAAGACCUUUACCGUCUUCAUUUACUUCUCUUCAACAAAGAGCUUGUUUAGAAUCACAAACUGCGGGAACAAUAAUGAGGCAGCAAAGUUUGAACCAUAAAGAAGCGCAGAAUAUAGGAAAUCAGUCAAACGCAUCCUUAUCUACAUCUCUCAGCAGUACAGCUAAUCAAGUGAUGGGUCAUCUUUUAUCGCUCAAUAACCCAUUGCCCAAUGACCUGGAUUUGAACUUUGAUAAUUUGCAAGAUCUAGACUGUGACGUGGACCAAGUUAUACAUCACGAACUAAGUGUUGAUGGAACUUUGGAUUUCAAUUUCGAUCCCAUGAACUCAUCCAUGCCACCCACAACUUUAACAGCAUCAAACCGUCCUUGGGUUCAUUAGAUUACAUAAUUUAGAUCCAUCUUUAAUUUUUCUCCGUGUUUCAAAUUACUCUCUUGUUAUUCAUGUGUGCCACUAUGCGAUUCGUUUUCGCAUUAUCCACUUCAUAAUGAGCCAAUUUGGCUUUAUGAUUGUGGUGUUCCAUCAAAUCGAAAUAAUCUAGAUCACAAGUUUCAUUAUUGGUGUAAAUAUAUCGAAGAAACUUGAAAUUAAAUGCUCUCGAAGAUCUCUAAAGACGUUUAUUCACUUGUUACAUAAGAAUAGCAUCAUCAUUAAAGACGAUGCUCGCCUUCAUCAGCACACCCAAAAUUAAUUAUUAUAUAAAGAAAUAUAUAAAUAUAUAUAAUAAGAUAUAUAUAUCUAUAUAACAACUAUAUUAGUAUAUAUAAACUGGGUUGCCAUAUUUUACAUGAUUCACCAAAAACUUCCUUUAUUCGUCAUUUAAAAUACAAUGAGCUCAUCAUGAAUCAGUUAAGACACUGUAAUUUGUCACGUGCUUCAAUAAUGUCACGUGGUGUUGUGAUUCAAGAAAAACUGUUGUUCGUGUUCGAUAUUACAUUGUUGUUUUCCGAGAAAGAAUAUUGCUUGUAAUUUGAUUUUUGUGCCUACAUUCUGAAAAAGAUACAUACGCCUCUGAUCUAUCUAUCAUAAAGAAUACUAAAAAACGCGCGAGAGUCAUGAAUGCGUUGGUUUAUUGCCUUUAUGAGUUAAAGAAAGAGUUGUAAUUUGAAAUAGUUUCUGUACUGCCCUGUUGGUAUUCGUAAAGGUUUGCUAGUAGGCCUAGUUAAGUUCUUGGAGAGAAAGCUUAAUCACAUGACAUUUAGAUAAUCUUCUGAUUAGUUUUGGGUAAGAUAAGUUAAAUAUGUUAUUGGCACGGAUUGAUAAAUGUUCCGAUGAAAUUAUCGAUACAUGUGAUUCCUAUUGGCAGUGAUAUUAUGUGGUGAUGUUUUUGCAAAUCAAAUUUUGUCACGGGAAAGAUUUUAAAUAGAUUUUUAAGAAAUAUAUAAUAAAAUCAUAUGUGUAUACAUAUAUAUACAUGUAAAUAUAUAUAUAUGUAUGUAUGUAUAAAUAUCAAAAUAAUGGAUAAGUGAUCUUGCCAUCAGGGAUUUAGAAUAGAAAAUAGUGUUUAAUAAUGUAGUGAGAGAUUUAUAUCAACGUAUAUUAAAAAAGUACCUGUGAUGAUGGAGAGUUUUUCUGUGUUAAAACUCGAAGAGGAAACCUAUAUUGCUAAGCACGUUUUUGUAGAAAGAGAAAGAACGGGGAUUCGCUUUGCUUUCUGUCUUUCUUUAUAGAAAUUCUCCUGUUAUAUUGGGAUUAUAUUCCGUGACCUGACAACAGAAAUACACAUGUAAAAAAGUUUCGAUAAAAAUACAGUACCUGCUAAGCCCACAUUGUCUUGAUCAGACUAUGUUGUGCACACUAAGUGUCAAAAAUGAAAUAAAUUACAGAAUCGAUUUUUUGACGUGAA
Messenger RNA from Centruroides sculpturatus (bark scorpion), 3505 nucleotides. Its product is annotated as forkhead box protein O-like. The transcript is spliced from 2 exons. NCBI's taxonomy places the organism in Eukaryota, Metazoa, Arthropoda, Arachnida, Scorpiones, Buthidae. Gene Ontology annotation, cellular component: nucleus. Gene Ontology annotation, biological process: regulation of transcription by RNA polymerase II. Bases 442 to 2040 code for a protein of 532 amino acids. Gene Ontology annotation, molecular function: RNA polymerase II cis-regulatory region sequence-specific DNA binding; DNA-binding transcription factor activity, RNA polymerase II-specific. The record is from RefSeq and is a predicted model, not a curated record.